UUCCUUUAGUGUGGUCCACCUGAGAUUUGGAUCUUCUAAAAUUUUCGUCUCAAUUCAUAAAUUGGUCUCGAGAAACGGAUGGACGGCGUGGAUAUAAUACACGUACAUCAGGGAAGGCCCCACAAUCGGGGAUCCACCGAAACCGCGUCCAGUGUUUUCCGCGCGGCCUCGACGGUCUUUCUCGCCCUCGUUGCUUGAGAGGAAAGGAAAAUCCAACAAGGAAAUCAAAAGCAGCAAUCGCAGGCAUCUCUCUCUCUCUCUCAACAGAUCAAUGGAUCCAAAGCAACAUGCUAACUGGUCGCCGUACGACAACAACGGAGGGACAUGUGUGGCGAUCGCGGGCUACGAUUACUGCGUGAUUGCUGCCGAUACCCGGAUGUCCACCGGCUACAGCAUCCUCACCCGCGAUUACUCCAAGAUCUCCAAAUUAGCUGACAAAUGUGUUAUGGCCUCCUCUGGCUUCCAGGCAGACGUGAAAGCUCUACAAAAGAACUUGGCAGCCAGGCACCUGAUCUAUCAGCAUCAACACAACAAGCAGAUGAGCUGCCCUGCUAUGGCCCAGCUUCUCUCCAAUACCCUUUAUUACAAACGCUUCUUUCCUUACUAUGCUUUCAAUGUCCUAGGCGGCCUUGACAAUGAAGGAAAGGGUUGUGUGUUCACAUACGAUGCAGUUGGAUCAUAUGAGAGAGUUGGAUACAGCUCCCAAGGUUCUGGUUCUACACUCAUCAUGCCUGUUUUGGACAACCAACUGAAAUCUCCUAGUCCUCUUUUGUUACCCGCAAAGGAUGCCGUGACUCCAUUGUCUGAGUCAGAAGCUGUUGAUAUGGUAAAAGAUGUUUUUGCUUCGGCAGCUGAAAGGGAUAUCUACACUGGAGACAGAGUAGAGAUAGUCAUUGUUAAUGCUGGUGGCAUUCGGCGAGAGUAUACAGAUCUCCGGAAAGACUAACAUCUCAUCUGCUGUCGCUAGCUGUGGUGGAUCUUUGGUUGCUUCCAAGUCCAUCAAAUACUUGUGUUAGCUUCUUAGGAAAUGAUAUCAAACAAUUUCACUUCAUUAUUUUAAAGAAAUAUGAUGCAUGCAGACAUGUUUCUGUGUUCCUCAAAAUAAAAUGGAUGAUUUGAAUUUAUGCCCA
Magnolia sinica is the source of this 1130-nucleotide messenger RNA. Its product is annotated as proteasome subunit beta type-1-like. The coding region runs from base 272 to 946 and encodes 224 amino acids. NCBI's taxonomy places the organism in Eukaryota, Viridiplantae, Streptophyta, Magnoliopsida, Magnoliales, Magnoliaceae. Gene Ontology annotation, cellular component: proteasome core complex. The record is from RefSeq and is a predicted model, not a curated record. The transcript has 7 exons.